Sipha flava (yellow sugarcane aphid) is the source of this 2019-nucleotide messenger RNA. RefSeq lists its product as uncharacterized. Bases 167 to 1342 code for a protein of 391 amino acids. NCBI's taxonomy places the organism in Eukaryota, Metazoa, Arthropoda, Insecta, Hemiptera, Aphididae. The record is from RefSeq and is a predicted model, not a curated record. Gene Ontology annotation, molecular function: sodium channel regulator activity. Gene Ontology annotation, biological process: regulation of sodium ion transport. The transcript is spliced from 4 exons.
CUUCUGAUUCCUUGGCUACACCCUUGAACGUGAUAUCGUAUAAUUUUUAUACUGGAUUAAAAUAUUAAAAUUCUAUCAAGAAACUUGUGGCUCUACCUAACUAAAUGUAAUUGAUACGACUGAACAGAAUUACUGUUGAAAGAAAACGCAUUUAUUUUUUACGCAGAUGUAUAGAUGGCGCUCGACCACACACGUCAACCUGGCGAGAUAUCGUGGAAUCAAGAGUUUUGCUCGUCAGUCAACUCGACCGAAUCGUAGCAACAAGAACAUCGUAAACUUUCCUGAAAAACUAGAAAUUAUGAGCGAUACAGUUGCAGAGGACGAGAUGAAAAAAAUUCGAAGUCGACAGCCCAGCCAAGACGAAGGUUCAAGAUUACUGGGUGAACCAGCGAAAAACGGAUUCUGCCAACGCAUUAAGCCUAAAGUGAGCCUGUGCUUGGGCACCACAGCACUACUGUCGUUCAUGGUGUUCCUGUUCCUCGUACCAUUCGUCGUCGAUCCAGCGGUCUCCAGGCUGAUCGCCAGGUACUCGCCAGAACCCGGUACAUGUGCACUGCAUGAACACGUGUUCGCUGCGGGUAUGAGCAAAUGCACGUGGUCGUCAUGCCGAGAAGGCUGUACUUCGGCAACCACGAGGUGUCAUCAGAUCACUGUAAACUAUUCAUUAACGCCGUACCAGCAAUACGAACAGGACCGUAUGUCUCCAAACUCACUAAAAUGGGCGGGUACGGUUGUACGUUUCCUGGUAAACACCGAAGGAUGUGGUUACCCACCGUUCGUCAACUGCUCUCUGUUCGCUUUAAAAUAUGGACACGUUGACAAGGAAGACAUUACCAAGUUCAACGGUAUUAACCAACCACAAACUAGAGAACUUUACCGGCACGGUAACACCACAGUGAUGAGCCAUAAGUCUGCAGUGAUACUCGAGCCCGGUUCAACGACUUUGUCAGUGGAGUCUAUCGAAGAAGGUGCGCAGAUAUCAACUUUAACGACGAUAAUAGACCAGCAGCAGCAACAGCAGGAGAAAGAAAUCUCCAAUGCCGAAGCCACGUUAAAAGUUUUUCCGUGCUAUUAUAGUCGAGCAUACCCGGACAGAGUAGUGGCCGACUAUGACUGGCAUCAUACUAUCAAGACAUUAGUGGCCGCCGUAUUCAUACCUUGGACAUUGUUCAUCGUUUCGUGCACGGUUCUGUGCUAUUGGUACUGCCCAGCAUUGAAACGAGAAUUCAUGAUAGACAAAAGAAAAACCACAACAGUAAAAAACGAAAAUCCGCAACAAGUGAUCAGAAGAAAGUUAUCCAAACGGCCAUUUAGCACAGAUGAAGAAGACGGCGAUUAUUGAUUGAUGGAACUACUGCUAUACUAAUUCACUUCAAUAAAUGUAUUUUCAUGCACAAAAACGAGUACUAAAUUUACAUUUCACUGGUUUGGCAUAAUUAGUUACAUAAUACUCUGCUUUGGUUUUACAAAAAUUACAGUUUCCAUCACUUCAGUCAGUGGCGUACUUGGGAUAAGUUUCAGAGCAAAAUCUGUAAAUUUUAUUUUGACAUAAUAAUGACAAAUAGUUCACUAUUCUAAAAGCAUAAAAUAUUUUAAUUAAUAUGAAACUCAAACAACAGAAUCAACUAAAAACUCUUAAGUAUAAUAAAAAUAAUCUAUUAGCAUAAAAUAUUUAUUAUCUAAUUAUAACACAAAAUGUGGUAUUGAUGUUAAAAACGAUUUAUGUUAUAAUUAAAAAUUGGAAACCGUACUAGAUAGGGACGUAGGAUAGACGAGUAGUCAUAAUAAUGAAAUUUAACUUAUAAUCACAGCUUCCACAAAACAGUGAAAAAAAGUCCCAGGAGGGGGGGGGAAUUCCCUAAUUCCCCUUCUUCAAAUACGCUACUGAUUUCAGUGUAUACUAACAUUAGUUUUCUACAUCUCUAAAUUUUUAUUUAUAUAUAUAUAUACUUGCUAAACCUACGGAAAUUAAAUUAGGUGAAGUUUUAAAUGAUUGCGUACAAUUAUUUUUAUAUAUUA